Molecule: messenger RNA, 1201 nt
Organism: Cydia pomonella (codling moth)
Lineage: Eukaryota; Metazoa; Arthropoda; Insecta; Lepidoptera; Tortricidae
Exons: 1
Coding region: 490-1197 (235 amino acids)
Source: RefSeq, a predicted model, not a curated record
AAGGACGUGUCCACGUAAUCGUCCAAACAAAAAGAGAAAACGUUUUUCGACUUCUAAAUAUAUUCCAUUCUCCAUUCUCCCUAUAAUCCUAGAAACUAUUAUGUUAAAGCGCUCGACAUCAAAAUAAAAGUUAUUUGUUAAGAUUUGGUUACUGGAAACCGUUGUCUCCCGAAAUGGAAUUUCAUAGAAAAAGUACCGUUAUUUCGUUAAAAUCUCUAAGACAAUAUCAAAUUUUCUUUAGGAGGACAACUUUUCAACAAACUGAGUGUGCCAGAGUAUAUUUUGUAUCUUAAAAUUAUUGCCCGAAAACAUACUGCUAAUUAAGAUCCAAAGUGAAAGUAAAUAACUACGUUUCAAAAGUGUUCUUAAUUUAUUUGCUUAUUGACCUUAAAAUCCAUAAAAUUUUACAAAUUACAUGACCUGUUGACAUUGAUACCGUUAAACAGUUAAUUGUUUGUUCACGCAUUUAAGACUACAAAUUAAAAUUUCAUGGCAGAGGUUUUAAGUAAAAUGUUUUAUUUGAAGCGUAACAGUUUCUCAGUCAUGAUUGUAUCAAUAGCACUUAUUUUUGUUGUUUUUGUUUCUCCUGUGUUCGGUCAGGAGAACCAUCAAGCCUUAGGUCCCGCAACACCCACAAGUGCGCUCCCUAUACCGUUCAUGGACUUGUUUACUGCACCAUCAAAUUAUUUCUCGGAACAGGUUCGGAAGACAUAUUCCGAUCCUGGAUACUCAUAUCAUGUGUCGUGUCCGAAGUCUGAUUCUCUCUCCUCGUUGGCUAGUGUUCUAGGAAGUGCCGCUAAAAUAAUGAUGUCCGCUGCUGUUAUAGUGUUUCUCAAAGUGGCGGCUGGUAAAAUGUUGUUGUUGCCGCUUACAGUGAUGAUUAUGGCUAAGGCAGGAUUAAAGGCGUUCCUGUUGUGGCCCAUGAUAUCGAAAAUGAUCAAAUAUUUUAAGAAGAAAAAGAAAAAAGGUCACAAAUCGAGAAUGAUCAUGGAUUGUUCGGAGAGAAUCGCUUGUGUUAUUCGGAGGGCAUCGAGAAACGGCUGGGCAAGCCACUUGGGCGCGGCUGCUACUUUUUCCAUGAUAAACGACGUCGAGGAAGACGCUCCAUUUGCCAAGGUUCUACUAAGCGUGUUGGCCGGCGAUAAAAUUGCACAAUGUAUGUCACUAGACUGCGGUUCCGGAGUCAAUAUUAGCUGACUCU